AUGGGAGGCUGCUUCUCUCGCCGCAGAUCCAGAGGUACUGAAGGAAGCCAGUUUGAGAGGGAUUUUGUGUCUGCCCACAACACUUACAGAAAGAAGCAUGGCGCGCCCCCUCUUCAGCUGAGCCGCGAGCUCUGUCGAUCCGCUCAGCAAUGGGCAGACCACCUGCUGUCCAUCCGGACAUUGAAGCACAGCGGCUCGGAUCAUGGAGAGAACCUGUACUACAAAUACAGCUCCAGCACCAGAGAGCUGCCAGGGUCGGAAGUCGUGGAUACCUGGUACAACGAGAUAAAGGAUUACAAUUUUAGCAAACCUGGCUUUCAGUCUAACACAGGUCAUUUCACACAAGUGGUCUGGAAAGACUCCAGGGAAGUUGGCAUUGCCAAGGCUAUAGAUGGUAAAGGAAUGGUGAUCGCAGUAGCCCAGUACAGUCCUGCGGGUAACAUCACCAACCCUGGCUACUUCCAGAAAAAUGUGCUGCCCAAGGGGACCCCAGUAACUGAGAGCACAGGAGGAACCAGUGACCGGGGAACAGGAGCCACUUUUUAUCCUUCCGGACGUGGAGGCGACUCUGGAACAUCACCUACCGGUAACUAA
Molecule: messenger RNA, 594 nt
Organism: Staurois parvus
Lineage: Eukaryota; Metazoa; Chordata; Amphibia; Anura; Ranidae
Source: the annotation of a GenBank genome assembly